Molecule: messenger RNA, 4905 nt
Organism: Vombatus ursinus (common wombat)
Lineage: Eukaryota; Metazoa; Chordata; Mammalia; Diprotodontia; Vombatidae
Gene: EIF5A2
Product: eukaryotic translation initiation factor 5A2
Exons: 5
Coding region: 86-547 (153 amino acids)
Biological process (GO): positive regulation of translational elongation; positive regulation of translational termination
Molecular function (GO): translation elongation factor activity; RNA binding; ribosome binding
Source: RefSeq, a predicted model, not a curated record
GGCCAUCGGGAGCGUUGAGCGCGGGGUGACGCUCCGCGACUGGCUGGAAGUUCCCGCUGCAGAAGGACCACCGCCCCGACCCACCAUGGCCGACGAAAUCGACUUCACCACCGGAGACGCCGGGGCUUCCAGCACGUACCCGAUGCAGUGCUCGGCCCUGCGCAAGAACGGCUUCGUGGUGCUCAAGGGCCGGCCCUGCAAGAUCGUGGAAAUGUCAACUUCGAAGACGGGCAAGCAUGGCCAUGCCAAGGUUCACCUGGUUGGAAUUGAUAUUUUCACGGGCAAAAAAUAUGAAGAUAUUUGCCCUUCUACUCACAACAUGGAUGUUCCAAAUAUCAAGAGAAAUGACUAUCAACUGAUUUGCAUUCAGGAUGGUUACCUAUCCCUACUGACAGAAACUGGUGAAGUUCGUGAGGAUCUUAAGGUUCCAGAAGGUGAACUGGGCAAAGAAAUCGAAGGAAAAUACAAUGCGGGUGAAGACGUGCAGGUCUCUGUCAUGUGUGCAAUGAGUGAAGAGUGUGCUGUAGCCAUAAAGCCCUGCAAAUAAAGGAACCCUCAGGCUCGAGCAGACCGCUCAGGGCUGGCUAACCCAGGUCUUCCCUUCGGUUCUUACUGUCACCAAAGCUCUGGCCUUCCCAGCAGUCUCAUGCCUUUUGUUGGUUUGAGUUUUUUUGUUUUGUUUUGUUUUGUUUUUUCAGAAUAGUACUGGAUUCUAGAUUAGUUUUGAAGACAACUGGCAAUUUAAAAAAAAUCGCUUAGAUUUGUAAUUCUCCACAUAUUUUGUAGAUCUGUUUCAUUCAGCAUUCCUGAUAGCUGUUAGUUUAUGGGUCCAAGAAACUCAGUAAGAUUCUUUUCAGCAGGCAUGUUAUAAUUUGCUUGAGCAAAUAGUUUGAGCUUUAGUUUGAUGGAAGAUAAACCAAGGUUAUAAAUGAAAUAUUGUAGUUUUGAAAUAUCAGAUGUUGGUGAAAUUAAUGCAGCCUAAUUCCAGACUUAUUAACUUAAAAUAAGAAAGUCUUACGGAAUGAAAUAAUCACAGUUUAGAACCAUGUGUGUCAAGCACAGUUAUUAAGAGACAAAAAAAUACAGUGAUUCCAAAUUGCCGGUUGCCUUUCAAAAGUUCAAAUGGCCAUGUGCAACUAACUGUAUUACCUCUGUACUACUCUUCUUUGUCACCUUUUUGGCCUACUUCUUAUAAUCCUACUUUGUUGUGUCAAAGCCCUGCUUAUGGUCAAGGAGGCACAUUCAGAAUGUUGGGUAAAUGUUGUUACAAAGCUGGGUUAUAAAAGGGGGCGGAGGGAGUAAAUUAAAGCUGGAGAUUUUCACACGAGGCCUUUGUCUUCAGAAUGAAAAGUAGAAAAAUGCCAUUAGAGUUGGCUUUUUCUUUUAGCUCUCUUUUUCUGGAAAUGUUAUUAAAAGGGGCAACCAGCUCCCUAAGAUAAUGUUUGCAGAACUCAUGCGUUCAGUAAAUGCUUGGCUUCUAACAGAAUUUUGGGCACUUUAAAACAGAAUUUUGGGCAUGGUAACUUUUGUCAAACAAGAUGCCAGAACUUGUUUUAAACUUAAUAUGAAAAAAUUGAUUGUCUUCUGCUACUGACAUUUUGCACAUUUCUCCAAACAAAAUUAGAUUCAUGGAUCAAAUAUAGAUUUGCCUAUGUUAAUUUUUUAAUGCAGUCAUACCAUAUAUGUUCUAGUUUGCUGUCAUCUACCACUUCUGUAGUGACUUUUUUUUUUUACUGAAUGUUGUGUGAUUUAACUCAGAAACAGGUCAAAAACCUAACUAGAAAAGAGCUGUAGGACCAGAACAGCGGUUUAGCUUGAGGUAAGAUGAUUACCUUGUGCCCCAUUUUCCAUAGUGUCCAUUGGUUUAGUCUUGGACUUGUUGCCAGCAUUUGGGACUCUUUUUAGAGAUGAUGGGGGAGGGAGGCCAGGGGAAUUAAAUUCACGAGUGAUUUGUGAAUCAGAGUUCAUCUUCCAGACUGAUUCUGUGACAUCCCUCCUCUCCUGUGCCCUCAUUCUGUCCUCACCUUCUUCCUCCCCUCAAAAACCCUGUUUUUGUCCUUUAGCAUCUGUGUAGGCUCUGCUGCUGCUUCAUCUGACCCAAGAAACUUGGGGGGGAAAGCACCAAGAUUCCAUUUCAGAUGCAGUUAUUUUCCAAAUUGUUUGAGGCAUGUAAUUUCCAUUUCACUUGCUCCAUUUUGCAUAUUUUUAAGAAAUCCUCUUCAUGAAUUCUGCCCAUCCAUUUCAAGACACAGCAAACAGAAAGUUAGCAGACGUGCAGAGAAGGAACCUGGAUGGCCCAAGGAAUCUUGAACCUUGUGGCCAAAACCAUACAGGAGCUUCAGUUUUGUUUCUCUGGCCAGGGCACAGCUAAGUGUUGCUGCUUAAUUCUUCCUGGUGUUGUUUUCAGCACUUCAACAGCCACUCCGUGCUUCUGUCUACAACUUUAUGAAUUUGCAGCUAGUUCACUGUAGAGAAAACUGGUAAGUGAUCAAACAUGCUCAGUCAGUGUAGAAAAUCAGCUAGUUUAGCACAAAUUCUAAGCUGGCAUGCCCUAGUUUUUUCUGACAUGUUAAACUUCACCUCGGUAUAUUUCUAAUGGCAAUGUAAGGGUGAAAAAGUCACACCCCCCUGUAUUCCUAACUUAGUGUCUUGAAUGGCAAAAGCUCUAUUUAUACAGCUAAUAUUUAGUUUUUAAUAUAAUACUUCCUUGAAGUAUUCUCUCUAAAAAUACUUUUUACUGUUUUGUGUAUAAUCUGUGUGGCUGUUUUGAAGACAUUAGGACCAUCUAUUUCCAUGUAUCCCUUGAUAGAGAAGAGACUCUAUAAAGUAGGUAUUUCAUUAUUUGAUGAAGUUGCCUCUGUUUGAAAGAGGGCAGGGACCAUGAUUUUUAACUGAAGGAGCAGAAAUGAUUGUCUUUCUUUGAAAUGAGAAAUAUAUUGAUGAUAGUUCUUAAUUCUGCUUAGUAUUGUUGCAGUACUGGCAGCAUAUGGUUAAAAAUCUCAUUUUCCCACGUGCAGAAUAUCAAACACCAUGUUGACAGUUUACACAGUGUGUGGUAUAGCCUGUGUGUCUCUAGAUAUUUUAUCAGUUUGUUUUACAGUAUUAACCAGUGAGCUCAAUAAAUUUAAGGUGAAUGUUUCCUCAUGUAGCAAACUAGGUGAUAACUUUUUUUAAUCAUACUUUAUUUUUUGCUUAAAAUUUUUGUAGGAUUACCUGUGGAGCCGUUGAAACUAUUGCUAUCCAAUGUAGCAUUUGCAUCAUAAAUAUAAUUGUGAUGCCUCUUUCUCCCACUCCCAAGAGCAUCAUCAAAUCCAAGAUUGUUACUAACACAACAUUCUUUUUUUCAUUUGUAGCACUAAUUUUUAAAUGAACACCCUACACUCCCAAUCAACUGUUGUUGCCAGGGCGCAGUGUCAAUAAAACGUUAAUAGAUGCUGUAAUAAAGCAAAAUUGUGUAGGCUAUAAAGUUAUGGAUAUAUUGUCCUUUUGAAAGUUGCCAUUUUUAUGGCCCAAUAUAUGUGUGUAGAUACAUUCACACACAUAGCCUUGUGUAUUUUGUUCUUUUUGAAGUUUUUCCAACUCUCUAAAGUACUGUAGUCUGUUAGUGCCUCAAUGUUGGUAAAUUCUCCUUUGUAGCCUUUCCAGUCCUUGUCUGUGUUUUGGAUCUUGAUGGUUUCUCAACUGGAAUAUUUCUAGUUGGAGCGUAUUUGGAAUGCAUUGUUCUCAGGGCUCUUUUGGCUAAGUUGAAAUUAGCUGAUGGUUAGUUAUUUUAUAGUAACUGCAGGUACAUUGCAGAAUCUCCCUAAAUCAAAAUCUCUUUUGUGUGUUCAUGGUGUGCUGUAACUAUUUGACCUUAGGAAGGAAUCCCAUUUGGGAUGGUGGCAGUCACUGCAUUGGAACCUCAUCUCUAGAAUGGAAUUCGAUACAUGGGGAUUCUGCCUUGGAUCCUCUCCAAGGAAGUUUACUUAGUACCGAGAGCACUUAAUUAUGAGGGAGAUCCAUCUGUAGUAUAGAUUCCAAAGCUCUUGUGUUGAGUGACUUUGAGAUUAGAGCUGUUGGAUUGAGGGGUGAUUUAGAAAGCAGCCUCUAAAUUUAGCUUGUUCUUCUGAGGAUAAGUAAGACAAUAGCUUUAUCCUUCAGUACUUUUAGGAGAUACUUAUAACCUAUCAAGGCAAAUUUAAGUGCCUCAAAAAUGCUGUGCUUUCUAAUGAGCACGUUUCCCAUCGUGUGGAGGAUGCACAUAGCUCAGAGCUGUACUAGAAAUGAAAGUUCUCUCACUCACACAAAGUUCCCAAAGCUUUGCUUUCAUAUUGGGGAGCUUAGAUCUCAGGCAGAUUUUUGAGGGCAUCACUGGGAAUAUCAAGUAUGGGGACUGCCUUGCCUUAUAAAGCUAUCAAGUUCAUUCAUGAAUUCUCUUGUUAACAACUAUGUUUGGGGCUGCUAAGGGUGGUUCUGUGGGUUGUGGUUAAUAUCCAUCAUAAAUAAGAUGCACUCAGGUUAAGAACAGAAUGCUUGCUAUAAAUCUGUACUAAUAAGAUAGCUUCGUGCUUGAAAAUUAUUCAUUCUGUUUCAUCAUGUAUUCAUAAAUGUAAUUUGCAGAGAGCCAGAAGGAGAUACUAGUUAAAAGGACUGAAUAAAUACAGUAACAUUUUGCUAGUAACAAACAGUUGUUUGUCUUAGAAGAAAUGAAUCUUGGCUUUGAACUGGAUACAUCAGUGUGCUUUAGAUACAUCCUAAGAUGCUUUCAGUAUCACAAGGUCAUCAGGACGAAGAUCAUAAUUGUACAUUUUACGUUUCACCAAUAAUUGCAAAUGUUAGUGUUUUCGUUAAACUCACAAAAAAUUGUUGAAAUCCUUUGAAAUAUAGGUGGUGAACUCAUUAACUAUCAUUUUAUAUCUAUACUGU